AUGGAGGACCUAAAGGUAGCGGGAGAUCUCUUACAGUCUCUCGACUACAUGUGCAAAAUAGACCUGAAGGACGCAUACUUUGCGGUCCCAAUUCAUCAGGCUCACCAGAAAUUUCUUUGUUUCCAACACAAAGAUAUCACGUACCAGUUCAAAUGCCUUCCUUUUGGCCUCACUUCAGCACCAAGGGUUUUCACAAAGGUUCUGAAGCCUCUUGCUGCCCAUGUGAGGAAGAUGRGUUUGARGAUAUGCAUGUACAUAGACGACAUGUUAAUCCUCAACUCUCAAAAGACAGGGGCUCAAAACGAUGCAUCCCUAAUGGUUUACCUGCUAGAAAAYCUGGGGUUUGUAAUCAAUUACGAAAAAUCUAUUCUUGUCCCUUCACARGAAAUGGAGUUCCUAGGCAUUCUGAUAAACUCCAGAAGUAUGUCUUUCUCCCUUCCAGCAAGCAAGCUCACAAACCUCACCAAGGAGUGCAAAUCACUGGUAAGUUCGGCUGUAGCUUCACAGGCGGACCUGUCACACAUCAUAGGAAAAAUGACAGCUGCCAAGGCUGCAGUUUUUCAAGCCCCUCUCCAUUAUCGGGCUCUCCAACACCAAAAGACCCGUCUAGACUUACUAAGUGUCCCAUUCAGCCAGAAAAGGAAACUGGAUUCAGAAUCCCUUUUAGACCUACAGUGGUGGGUAGUCRACCUAACYAAGGCAAACUGCAGAUACGUGAAACCUCUCCUUCCAGACCUAGUUAUCCAAUCAGAUGCGUCGGGGUCGGGUUGGGGGGCAGUAUGUCAGGAAACGAGGACACGGGGAACCUGGUCUCUAAGAGAGUCAACCCUCCACAUCAACUGUCAGGAGCUGCUAGCAGCGACAUAUGCUAUCAAAGCCUUCACAAAAGCUCGGUGCAACAUACAUGUCUUGAUUCAAAUAGACAACACCUCAGCAAUAGCAUAUGUGAACAAAAUGGGGGGUGCAAAGAAAGGGGUAUUAGACAGUCAUGCACGCAUGCUAUGGGACUGGUGUCUGUCGCGCAAAAUCACCUUGCGAGCAGAACACCUGCCAGGUCGCUUGAAUGUGACUGCGGAUGCAGANAUGAAGUCACAUUUGGUUCCCACGGGUCAAGAACGGUCGUGGUGGUUCGUUUUACGUGGGCGACCAUUGUGUAAAAAUUUCAUUCUCAUAGACGUAUUGGUUCCGAAGAUAUUGAGGGGGGCCGAAUGA
Molecule: messenger RNA, 1212 nt
Organism: Exaiptasia diaphana
Lineage: Eukaryota; Metazoa; Cnidaria; Anthozoa; Actiniaria; Aiptasiidae
Exons: 1
Coding region: 1-1212 (403 amino acids)
Source: RefSeq, a predicted model, not a curated record